This is a messenger RNA of Drosophila obscura, 1611 nucleotides long. Its product is annotated as protein FAM98B. The record is from RefSeq and is a predicted model, not a curated record. Bases 89 to 1408 code for a protein of 439 amino acids. The transcript has a single exon. Lineage: Eukaryota; Metazoa; Arthropoda; Insecta; Diptera; Drosophilidae. Gene Ontology annotation, cellular component: tRNA-splicing ligase complex.
GCUUGGUCGAUCGGUCUAUCGCCUGUCUCUCCUCUCUAGCCGGUAAAUUUAGCAAUUUUUUGCUUUAAACUCGGAGUUUCUGUUAAAAAUGGAGCUUGAACUGGAUGUGGUGGACUCCCUCCAGGCACUGGCUUACGAUGGCAACUGCCUGCAGCAGGAGGCGCUGACCAAAGCGCUGGACAACGGCAUCGACGACGAGGACUUGCGUGCGGUAAUUUUCUGGCUGGCCCACGAAUUGCAUGUGCUGCGCAAGACGGACGAGCAUGUGACCUCCAGCAAGAAGGACCACGACGAGUUUGCCAUCGAGCUGUCGCUGCUGCUCACAGAGCUGAGCUGUCCCUACAGCCAGCUGGUGAUGGGGCCCAUUUCGGAGCGCUUUGAGAGCCGCGACGCACUGCUGCAGUUGCUGGACUAUUUGACCUCGGAGCUGAUGUUCACUAAGAUUUCGCUGAAGGCGCAGCCCGUGGGACCGCCUUGCAAAAAGUCCAAGACUGAGUCCAAUGUCGAGGCGACGGUAUUGCAGCUGGUGAAGGAUCUGCAGCUGGGCGAGUUGCCCAAGAACAUCACCACCAAGGCCAUGUUCGACAAGAUUACACCCCGACUGGAGCAGCGCAUGGGUCAGACCAAUCGCGGGGUUAUCAGCGAGCCCCUGCUCAACCAGAAGAAGCCGCUCAGCGAUGUCCAGUGGCGAAUGCUGGAGGCGCUGCACAUUGAUCUGGAUAGCGAGUACAAUCUUCGUCGCCAAAUGAUGCUCACGCGCCUGGAGGCGACCAUUCAGAGUUUCCAGUGGUCGGAGAGCAUGAGGAAUCGCGAGAACGAGAUAAUGCAACUCUUCCAGCUCAAGCUCAAGGAACUGGAGCAGUUCAAGCUGGGUGGCAACGAAACCAACAUUGUGGCUCUCUUGGCCGCCCGCGCCGACUUGGCCAUCAUCGAAAAGACAAGUUCCGCAAAUGUUCGCAAGAAUACUGCCUCGAAGAUCCAAAAGCACAUGAUUGGCAGUGUCCCGGAUCGCGGUGGGCGAGCCAAUGAGCAUGCGCCGCCUCCCCCAGAGAUGCCCUCUUGGCAGCAGCAGCGGGCAGGCGGGCCCCAAGGUGGAGGCGGUGGCGGGGGCCGUGGAGGUGGAAACUUUCGAGGCGGUGGCCGUGGCGGUGGGCGCGGUGGUGGUCGAGGAGGAGCAGCUGGUGGCGACAAUAAUUGGCAACAGCAGCAGCCACAUCAACAGCAGCAUCGCGAUCGCGAUAACAGCCGCGAUAGAGACCGAGAUCAGCAAUGGACUGGCGGCAGUGGACGCGUGCAGGGCUCUGGCUGGAAUCCCCAGGGCGGACGCGGAGGAGGUGGUCGCGGCGGCGGUGGGCGUGGUCGUGGAGGAGGCGGCGGUGGCUAUCAACAACGCGGUGGCUACCGAUAAGCUUUACAUCUGUAUAAACCAAUUCCAUGAACUGAUAUUAUAAGAGAUCAUCGAUACGUAUCUACCCUGCUCUCCGCCUGUUUUAACUAAUUUCGCCGUCUGUGCGGAUAACCCAGUUUUAUUUAUUGCUAAUUUAAAUGAAUGUGUUUAUAAAUGGCUGAAAUUUAUAAAAUAAACUAUCUAUGUCAUCAAAUGCCAGCAAA